AUUCUGCAAUGACGAAACUACCCUUCAUUGCUUGACUCCCUGCCAUUCAAUUCGCCCGUGAACAUGAACACUGAAACCCUAGGGCUAGGGUUUAAUUGUUCUUUCGAUUCCCUGCAUAAAGCAAGCAUCUUUUUCACUGGCUUUGGGAUUUUAUAAUUAUUGUUAUAUUCUGCGAUUCUCAAUCUUUAUUUAUUGAGAUUCGUUCUCGUGGAUUUUGGUCUGAUUGAUCGCUCGGUCUUUGCUUCGGUUCGGACUUCAUCGUCCUCUUGGGGCUCAAAUCCAUGGUCAUCAGCCUACGAUGGACCCGGUGCACCCGACUACGCCUCCAGUUGAGCAUGAAGAAGAUGAGUGGGACACUGAUGGAUUUGUGAUUCCAAGUUUGGGAAUUGGAAACUCAGAUGAAAGCAGACCUUCUGCUCCUGUUAUAGAAUCCUCUAAUUCUCCUGCACAGCCUAAGAAGGAAGAGAACAUUUAUCUGGGACCUCACGGAGCGCCUCCAUCUCACUCAAAACAGCAAGAACUAAACUCGUUGAGCCGAAAGCAGAGAUUCAAGCAGAAAUUGAAAGAAGCGGAUAAGAAGACUAGUAGCGGGAUGGGCAGGGAGAAUAAGAUAGAUAAUCUGAGAGAGCUUGUGGGUGGUGGUAGAGAAAGUAGGGGUAUGGCAAAGGGGUCCCCAAAGGACUGGCUAGAUCCGCAUUGCCACGAAUCUCAGUUUGAGAGGAGGUGACAUAAUGCUGUAAUUGGAGGUAUUAUCUUUCUGUUUAUUGAGCUGCUCUUGAAGAAGUUGCACUCUGUUUUAUUGCCUGUUUUUUUUUUUUUUCCCUCCCUGGUAGAGUUUGAUGAUGCAUUUCUGGCUGAAGUCUCGAAUGUCAUGUAUCUUGACAAUAAUUUUACCACUUGACCUCUUAAUAAGACAUGAAGGUCUUGCUGUGGCUGUGGCCCAUGAUAUCAUCUACCUGUUUAUUGAGGUACUGUUGGAGAAA
This is a messenger RNA of Neltuma alba, 983 nucleotides long. RefSeq lists its product as uncharacterized. The transcript is spliced from 3 exons. NCBI's taxonomy places the organism in Eukaryota, Viridiplantae, Streptophyta, Magnoliopsida, Fabales, Fabaceae. The record is from RefSeq and is a predicted model, not a curated record. The coding region runs from base 299 to 727 and encodes 142 amino acids.